GAGCGAGCAGAAGGGGCAGAGGGAGCGACCAGACCUGGCGGCAUGGAUGUGCGACAGGGGACAUCCACGAACGGGCUGAGGACGGUGGCCACCAACAGGCUGGACACCUGGAUCAUGGAGACCCUGCAGCCCAGCACGGAUUUCUGCAGGCAGGUGAAGCAGACGGUGAAGCAGAUCUGUGAUUUCCUGAAGGAGGACUGCUUCGAGACUGGCAUCCGCGUCCACAAGACUGUCAAGGGUGGCUCAGCAGGCAAGGGCACAGCUUUGCAGAACAACUCCGAUGCUGACGUGGUGCUCUUCCUUAGCUGCUUCUCCAGCUACCAGCAGCAGAAGCAGAAGAGGAGGUAUAUCCUGGAUUUGAUUGAGAAGAGACUGCACACCUGCAGGCAGAGCCUGACGUUCACUGUGAACAUCAGUGAGCCCCGUUACAAGGGUCCUGGUAGUACACCGCGCUCCCUCAGCCUCACUCUCUGCUCCAAGGACACCUUGGAGUCCAUCGAGGUGGACAUCCUGCCUGCCUACGAUGCUUUGGGGCAGUUGAUCCUGGAUGCCCCACCAGAUGCAAGUGUGUACAUAGGGCUGCUGAAAGCUAGCAGUGACCCCGGGGAGUUCUCUCCCUGCUUCACUGAGCUGCAGAAAAAGUUUGUGAAGCGCUGCCCUGCCAAGCUGAAGAAUCUCCUGCGCCUGGUGAAGCACUGGUACAAGGAGCUGCUGAAGCCACGGUACCCCACUGCAGACCUGCCCCCCAAGUAUGCCCUGGAGCUGCUGACCAUCUACGCCUGGGAAGAGGGCACAGGCUGCUCUGACUCCUUUGUCACGGCUGAAGGCUUCCGUACCGUGCUGGAGCUGCUGUGCCGGCACCAGGAGAUCUGCAUCUACUGGGAGAAGUACUACUCGCUCCAGCACAACCAGAUCGGUGCCCACAUCAAGACGCUGCUGCGCAGUCCCUGCCCUAUCAUCCUGGACCCCGCCGACCCAACAGGGAUCCUCGGCCAAGGCAAGAAUUGGAAUCUGGUGGCACAGGAAGCUGCUGGCCACCGUUCCCUGCCCUGCGUCAGUACUGCCCAGCCCUGGGCUGUGGAGGUAAGGCUGCUUGCCCUGCAGCAUUCUACCCCUCUCCCAACCCUGCAGCUUUGCCCAGCUGCUCUUGUGUCCCUGCAGCCAGCCCGGCCUGUGAAGAUCGAGGUGAGGCAGCUGCUGGGCACCAGCCUGAGCAGGACCAUCAGCCCUGGCACCACCGUCCGGCAACUGAAGGAGGCAAUUGAGCAGGAGUGGGGCAUCCCUUGUUACCAGCAGCGCCUGGCACAGGAGGGGCCGGGCAGGAGUUCUGUUGUCCUACAGGAUGGCGAGACCCUGGCCUCCUAUGGCAUCUUCUACAGCACCACUCUGCUGCUGCUGCAGACAGAGCCCCAAGCGAUGGAGAUCUUUGUGAAGGAUGACAAGAACCGGACAACCACCUACACGGUGCUGCCUACCACCACCGUCCGGCAGCUGAAGGAGCAAAUCCGCAGCCGUCAGGGGCCGCCCACUGACCAGCAGCGCCUGACAUAUGGCUCUCGGGAGCUGGAGGACCGGCACACGCUGGCACACUAUGACGUCCAGCCCAGGAGCACAAUCUUCAUGCUCCUGCGGCUCCGUGGGGGCACAGACCCCCAGCACGCCCGGUUCCCUGCCUGAGUAUUGUCACUAGCACUCCUGUACCCCACCCCCCCCCCAGCGUAUUGCCCCUGUACCCCCGCUUCCCCUCUGCUCAUGCUGGAAAUAAAUCCUUGUGCUGCUCUCUGGGUUGGAGACAGUGCCAAGUGCCACA
Strigops habroptila (Kakapo) is the source of this 1810-nucleotide messenger RNA. Its product is annotated as 2'-5'-oligoadenylate synthase 1-like. Bases 43 to 1677 code for a protein of 544 amino acids. Gene Ontology annotation, biological process: negative regulation of viral genome replication; defense response to virus; regulation of ribonuclease activity. Lineage: Eukaryota; Metazoa; Chordata; Aves; Psittaciformes; Psittacidae. The transcript is spliced from 5 exons. Gene Ontology annotation, cellular component: nucleoplasm; membrane; cytosol. The record is from RefSeq and is a predicted model, not a curated record. Gene Ontology annotation, molecular function: protein binding; 2'-5'-oligoadenylate synthetase activity; double-stranded RNA binding.